This is a messenger RNA of Branchiostoma belcheri (Belcher's lancelet), 14041 nucleotides long. Its product is annotated as sacsin-like. NCBI's taxonomy places the organism in Eukaryota, Metazoa, Chordata, Leptocardii, Amphioxiformes, Branchiostomatidae. The record is from RefSeq and is a predicted model, not a curated record. Gene Ontology annotation, molecular function: Hsp70 protein binding.
CAGUACGCUGCUUCCUGAACAGACUCCAAGCUGGCUGACUAUGACGAUGGGACGGUAAAGAGAUCGGCUGUGAACCUUCUGCAUCAUGGCAGACCGACACAAAUUUGGCCAGUCGACCCCGCCGCUGGUCGAAUAUCUGCAGGAUAUUCUCAACAGGUAUCCAGACGGGGGACAGAUUCUGAAGGAGUUGAUACAGAACGCCGAGGAUGCCGAAGCCAGCGAGGUGCGGUUUCUGUACGACAGGACCCAGUACGGCACCCGGACACUCCACUCUCCCAAACUGGAGCCGUACCAGGGCCCGGCCUUGUGCGCCUACAACGACGCCUGCUUCACCGAGCAGGACUGGAACAACAUCCAGAAUACAGCCAGGAGCGUGAAGAAGGGCGACCCCAUGAAGAUAGGACGAUUUGGGCUGGGAUUCAACUCUGUGUACCAUCUCACAGAUCUCCCGAUGAUCCUGAGCGGACAUCACGUCGCCAUCCUUGAUCCACACGAGGACAUCUUCCGCAUAGACGGCGUUCGGCAAAGCGGCUGUAUCUGGCACCUACAGAAAGAUGCUGAGGAGAUCCAGAGCCUACAAGACCAGUUCUCUCCUCUCAAAAACCUCUUUGAGGGUGCCGAAGAUCCCUUCAAGACCGGAUUCUUCAACGGGACGAUCUUCCGAUUUCCCUUGAGACAGAUGCCGUCAAGACUGUCCAAGACUGUCUAUGACUAUCAGAAAAUCGUGGACUUGUUUGACUCCUUCAAGUCAGAUGGCGACAUUGUCCUGCUGUUCCUGCAUCACGUACGGUCUAUCAAACUGAUGACCAGAGAAGAGUCAGGCCACAUCGUCACAGACUAUCGCGUUUCCAUGAACAGCCAGUCUCAACAAGAAAGGGAACCACGUUUCACUGCUGACGUGAAAGAAGCUCUUGAGGCACCGAUAGACGACCGGGAGACAGUCGUCAGCACCUGCCAGUUCUCAAUGGCGGUAGAUGGUCUGCCUACCCGAAACUGGCUCGUCACAACCUACGUGAAGGGACGGGGGAUCUCAGAAGAGGCAAAGCAGCUGUCUAAAGAGCUCAGCUUGCUCCCGUGGGUAGGAGUGGGGAUGCCGCUGUCCGGGGAGGGGAAGGUUGACGGACGGACGUUCUGCUGCCUGCCGCUGCCUGCAGGACACGAGUCCACCGGCCUGCCUGUCCACGUGCACGGCUUCUUCGGCGUCAGCGAUAACAGGAGGAGUCUGAAGUGGACAGGGACGGACCAGAAGAGCGACUCUGCAGCAAGGUGGAACGAGAUUCUCGUACGGGAGAUCCUACCCUCUGCCUACGCCCGCCUCAUCACCGACGCCACGCAGUACUGUAAGAAAGACGCCCUCUACGCAGCGCUUCCAGACAAGCAACACACUGCUCAGCACUGGGAUAAAGCUCUCAACCCGUUCUUCAAAGACGUUCUCACUCAGAAGGUUGUGUGGACACCAGCAAAUGGUGAGAAGUGGAUCACCCCGAGAGAUGCAGUCUUCAACAGGACGUCUGUUCCAACUGCAGUUCUGGAGUACCUGGUCGGUGCGGGACUAGACGUGGUGACGCUGCCAAAACACGUCAUGCAGGCAAUCGACGACACUUUCUCCCGCUCCGGUCUCAACACAGUCACCCCAGAGCUGCUGAGGACAACCAUGAAGAGAACGGGCGUGCCAAACGGCUCCAGAAAGCACAAACUGACCUGGCUACAGUACGCCCUGGACGACAAGAAGUAUGACGCAAUGGAAGGGAUCGAACUCCUUCCAUUGGCCGACAAGACUUUCACAACGUUCUCAAAAUACGACAAAACGAUCUUCGUCGAAUCUGAACAGCAUCCCAGAACCCUUCUUCCGGGUCUCGAGGGGCGUUUCCUGGACACGGACAUCAACAAACCUACUCUACACCAUCUGCAGAUGGCUGCGACAAAGGCAGAAGAAAAAGCCCGCUCCGGCCAUCCCUGCCUCCGACUACGUCAUCUCACCCCGCAGCUUGUUGCCACUCACCUGAGAGACGCACUGCCACCUGAUUGGUUGCAGGUAAGUCAUGUGACUUGGAGCCCCGCGCGUUCGCAGCAGCCUUCCGUGGAAUGGUUAGCCCAGCUGUGGCGCUAUCUGCUAGUUUACUUUCCCAAAGAUCUAAGCCCCUUCGUCGGCCUUCCUAUCCUUCCCGUAAUGAACGAGACUCGCCUGGUCCGACUCGAGCAGCCCUCGAAGGUGAUCCGUCCCAAAUAUGGCGAAACGACGAUACCUGACGUCAUCAAGAAGCUUGUCCGUGACGUGGACGCCACAGUGCUUGAGGACGCGCCAUCUUAUCUGAACCACCCGAAGCUUGAGGAGUUCAUUCACCGCUGUACCCCAUCAGGGCUUCUCAAGCUCCUGCUUGUCGUCGGAGCGAACAAAGUGAUCCCAAAGGUCGAUGCGUUGAAUUCCGAAGCUAAAGGCGCGCUACGGACUUUCUUUGCCAAAGGUGAGAACCUUUACGACGAGGAGCGCAGACUGCUGGCCAAACUACCCAUUUUUCAAGCUGUUGAUGACACAAACUUGAAACCAAGAUACCUGGCAGCCUUGGAUCCCGGAGGAAGGAUGCGACAGAUCGCCCCAGACCUGACUACUGACCCCCUACCUGAAAGUUUAUCCUUUCCCACAACCCUCAUCGUUACUAACGACCUGGAAUCACAGACUCUUGUGCGGCUUCUUGGUCUCCAACAACUGAGUACAGCACAGCUUUUGGCGGGAAUGAUAGAGAAGGUUCGCCGGAGCGACUACACAAGAGAACAGGUGGACUCUCUCAUGCUGUGGAUUCUCAGGAAUCUCCAUACCUUACUGUACAAGGAUCCGAGCAUCAUCAGCCGAAUCCAAACUUUGGCAUUCGUGACGACCAACAACAACACCAAAGUGACCCCCACCGAGCUGUUUAACCCUGAAGAUGCGGUCUCUGAUGUGUUUCUGGGUGAACCAGUCUUCCCAGGACCACCAUACGCGGACAAGAUCGUACUGACAUCUCUGCUGGAGCUUGGGAUGCGGAAGAACCUAUCUGCACACGACAUUCUACGCAGUGCUAAGAAUGUACAGACCUUCUAUCGAUCUGGAAAGUUGACCCUGUCUGAUGCAAAACGAAAGGCCGUUGCAAUCAUGUCCGUCCUUGCUCACGGAAUGCUCAUGACUCCCGCUAAAACUGCACUCAUGGACGUGAAGUUCUUACCGGUCUGCUCAGAAAGACCCAGGUCCUAUCUACCAGGGUUGAAAUGGUAUCCAGAGACAAACAGCGCCGUAUUUGUAAGCCCAAGAGAGGCUCGAGGUUUGGAGUGUGCAGAGUUGGUCGGCGCGACCAUGCCUAUUGUUGGUGGGAAGAUAUCUGAUGAUUUCAUCUCGGCUUUUGGAUGGAACAAGAACAGAUUGCCGAUCGAGAAAGUUGCCGAGCAACUCAAAAGGGUAUGUACCCAUUACACCAGGUCACCACACCUUCCCAAGCACCAUGUUGUGCAGAUGUUGACCGACAUCUAUCAGCACAUUGACGCCAGGUUGAAAGCAGGAGAGACAGCUGCCCUGUGGUUACUGUCUUCCCCGGGUUUCCCUCCAUGGGUCUGGCAGGGCGACAGUCUGGCAGCACCAAACGCAGUGGCGCUGACCUCCCCGUUCAACCUCACCCUUGACCUUGCACCAUACAGAUUCAUCCUGCCAAAGGAGUUCCAUGACUUCAAACAGAUGUUCAGGAACGCUGGCGUCAAAGGGAGCAUUGACCAAACGGACCUGGUGGAAACGUUGCAUGAAAUUCAAUCGGCGCCGAAAAUGUCGACAGAACGAGAUCUGAAGUUGUCUGUGGACAUUAUAGCUUGGUUAGUCAGCCACCCAGACAUCCUUGAAGAGGUACGAGACGAGAUAUUGGUUCCCAUAGCAACGAAAGACAGCUGUCGUCUGACAUUGGCACCUGUGAGCGAGUGCACGUACAAUGAUGUAUCUUGGAGCGAUGCACAGGAUUUACUAGAUGACGAGGAUGAAGAAUUCAAGCCUCUCCACAAACUGAUACCGUUAGACACAGCACAACUGCUCGAGGUGCCAUCUCUCAGCCAGAGGGUCGUCAGUGCCGAGGAAUUCGGGUUCGACCAGUGUGGGCAGCACGAGAAAGUCACACAGCGUCUCAAGAACAUAUUGAACGACUACCCCGAGGGAGCUGGGAUCUUCAAAGAACUCAUUCAAAACGCAGACGACGCCGGAGCAACGGAAGUGAAGUUCCUUGUCGACUGGCGGAAGAACGAAGACUCCAAAGAGGGUCUGAUCGACCACGGCAUGGAGGUGUGCCACGGACCGGCGCUGUGGGCGUACAACAACGCCACGUUCAGCGAGGAGGACUUCAAGAAUAUCCAGAACCUAGGAGGGCAAACUAAGCUGGAGGCCCUCGAGAAGGUGGGCAGAUUUGGGGUUGGCUUCAAUUCUGUGUACCAUGUUACAGACGUCCCGAGUUUUGUCAGUGGAAGUCGAGUCCUUUUCUUUGAUCCACACGCCACGCACCUCUCAAAACACAUCAAAGAUAAGUCUAGACCAGGAAUCGGACUUGACUUUCAGAAGAACACAAGGCUUGUAAGCAGGUUCAAAGACCAGUUUCAGCCUUUCCAGGAUGUCUUUGGUUACAGCACCAGUACCCCCUACAACGGAACGCUGUUCAGGCUCCCGUUAAGAACACCACAGGAAGCUGCCGAAAGUGAGAUCAGCGACGUGUCGUACAGCAAACCUGGCAAUGCAAACAUGGAAAGCCUGAUCAGAAGUUUCAAGGAAGGCCUGAAACCUCUCCUACUCUUCACCCAGAAUGUCAGACAAGUAACGAUGUACACCAUGGCAGAGUCCGCAGACCCCUCGAAGAUGGUUGAAACUUUCCACGUCUCAAAGUCACCUGUGAAAUAUUUACGGGAGAUGCAGAUUCUGUCCCCUUCUCGCAGAUUGAGCGACAAAUUCCAAAUCCAAAGCAACUGUCUGCUGGCGACGUCAGACGUCAUGAAACGCCAAGGGACCAACAGAAUGAAGGAGUGCCCGGAAACAUCCAUGGUAGUCAAGGUAACCUGCCGAGAGGGUACGACCAACGCCGUGAGUGAGGAGUGGAUCAUCUCGUCCUGCAUGGGCUCAUCGGCAUCACUGAAGUUAGCUUUGUCUGACAGAGGAAAGAAGACCGGACUUGUUCCAUGCGGCGGUGUGGCAGCGUUGCUGAAGUCAAGUGAUGGCAGCCAUCCGAACACCUCCUUGGAUAAUCCCCCAAACGGAGAGGUGUUCUGUUUCCUACCCCUGUCUAUCAGAACAGGCCUGCCUGUCCACGUGAACGGCAGUUUCGCCGUGGCAUCCAAUCGCCGAGGACUGUGGGAAGAGACGAGCACCGACCGGAACGACCUGAAGGUGAAGUGGAACAAGGCUCUUAUGGAGGACGCUGUGUGUAAGGCCUACGUCACAAUGCUUCUAGACCUCAGUGACAUGGCAAAGAAAGGACAGCUAACUCCCUAUCAGUACCACAGCUUUUGGCCUAAUCCCAAUCAAGUGAUAUGUACCACACACAACAGCGCCCUUGUGGAAGCCUUCUACACGGCUUUGUCAUCCUGUAGUGAUCCGCCAGCUCUGUUUGAGUCCAGAGGAAAAUGGCUGAGUUUUACAUCAGCGGUGUUCCUUGACCCUGGAAUCACGUUUUCUCUUCCAGAGAAAGUUGCUGCAAAGGUAGUUUUUCAGCGGUGUCUUCCAGGAAACACUCUCAUGGAGCUCCCUGUAUGGGCAAGGCAAGGAUUCGAAGACGCAGAUUGUGGCAAACUCCUCUCAGAGCACACGUACACAGAGGAACGAUUCUACCGCAAACUGUACUUUCCGCAGAUACAAGAUCUUUCGGAUGAAAUCAGGGAUCCUUUGGUGCUCCGUAUAUUAGGUCGGGAAGAUGGUGAGUACGAUGCACUGAUCAAAACGACGGCUUGCAUUCCAACCAGCCCAGACGGGAAAACGUUGUCUCGACCCGGAGACCUCAUCCACCCCGAGGGGAAGCUCUCCGGGAUGUUCCUAACCGAGGAUCAGAAGUUUCCACAUGGAUCCAAAGACACCUAUCUGAAACCUUCCCGUCUGCAGGUGUUGACAGAACUGGGCAUGUGUAAAGAUGACGCGCCGUGGGACGUCGUCAUAGAGCGUGCAGGGUCGGUAGUUCCUUUGAACAAGGUCAAUCAGAAUGCAUCUCGCAAGCGAAUUGUUGCCCUGUUAGACUUCAUCAUUGAGAAAACGAGGAAGGAAAGAAACAAGAAAGUAUUGGAGAAGACAAGACGAAAGCUGUCCGCGGUUCCAUUUCUACCAUUCAUGCAAAGGCCCCGUGAAUGGCCAUUUGAAUGGAAAGGGUCUGAGUACCCCGCAGACGCCCUGCUUUCUGCCGUUGAACUUCAACCGAGUAAGAACUGUGAGAUUGCAGGCGUUUCCUGUCCAAUAAUGUGCAGUAGAAUUGUUACGGAGAAUGGGAAACACAGCAGCAGAUACACAGUGCCACACAGCAUUAGCAAGUUUCUUGGCCUGGAAGACAAAUCACCCGGUCUGUCUGAAACCUUAACAAACCUUAUGGCUAUCAUCGCCGUAGACAUGGAGACUCUCUCGAAAGAUGCUUGUUGUACGAGAACAUCGUACCUACAAAACCUGGUACAACAUCUCCAACUUUGUAAGGCGUCAAAAUACAACGAGUUUGAAGUUGCUACAAGACUGUCCACGACUCCGUUCAUCAUGACCCAGAUGACGAAGAGAUUUCUCCUCCCGUCAGACGUGUCCUUUGACUUGAAGUUCACUUGUGCGCCCUACCUGUACCGAGUACCUGAUGAACUGGCCUCAGAACUCAGAUCUCUCCUUAAGGUCUGCAACGUCAAAACAGCGUUUGAAGCAUGUGACUUCAUACGGGCACUUGACCACCUGAAGAAAGAUAAAGGAAACCAGAGGCUGAGCUCUCAUGAGGUCAAUCUAGCACUGGAACUGUUGAAAGCAGCCAGCGACCUGGAGGGGGAAGACAUGAAAGAACAGGACCUUUGGAUCCCGGACCAGAGUGGCGUGUUGCGCAGACCUUCUGAGGUAUGUUACAAUGACUGUGCCUGGAUAGAACAGAAAGAUGGCAUGGUGUUCUGUCAUAAGGACAUGUCAAGAGGCCUAGCGGUGGACAAGUUGGGAGUAAAGCCCGUACGACACAAGGCACUGGAGGCGUACUCACACAACCUGUCUUGCUUUGGAUCUGAUUUUGGUCAGGUGGAAAAGUUGACCAACAGAAUCAAACACCUGCUGGAUGCUUAUCCCUUCGGCAAGGAGAUCCUCAAAGAACUGCUGCAAAAUGCCGACGAUGCCGGAGCAACGGAAAUCCACUUCGUUUUCGACAAGCGUCAGCACGACACCAAGCACAUCUUCGACGAUAGCUGGAAGGACCUGCAAGGACCUGCCCUGUGUGUUUACAACAACAGACCUUUCACAGAGAACGACCUGAUUGGCAUACAGAACCUUGGACAAGGCAGCAAGGCACAUGAUCCGGUAAAGACUGGAAAGUAUGGAGUCGGCUUCAACGCGGUCUACCACCUGACAGACUGUCCGUCCUUCAUGACAGGAGGAGACACGCUGUGUGUUUUCGACCCGCAGCUCCGAUUUGUCCCACUAGCGAGACUGGAGUGCCCAGGACGAAUGUUUCGUGGCAUCGACGCCUACCUGAGGCAACAAUACAAGGAUGUGUUCAACUGCUAUCUCAAUGACCAGUCUGAGUUUUCCUCUCAGGAAAACACAAUGUUCAGAUUCCCUUUACGGACGACAACGAUGGCGACCACUUCACACCUGAGUGACAAAGCAGUGACCGAAGAAGUAAUAAUGGACCUCCUUCGCAGGUUCAAAAGUGAAAGCUUUGAAGUCCUCCUGUUCCUCAACAGCGUGGAAAAGAUCAAUAUCUCUAUCAUAGAGAAGGACGGAACCUCGUGGGAGUUCUAUCACGCCGAAGCACUCAUUUCAAAGAAGGCAAAGCAAGACCGACGCAAGUUUGCGGACUACGUGGCUGAAUGUGCUCACAGUGAAGAGCCUCUCCACGAAUUGCCAACUGACCAUGUCACAUACAACUUGGACCUACGUGACAACAAUCAGCACCAGGAGACGUGGAUAGUUCACCAGAGAAUCGGGUUUGAGGACAAGGACAUCCCAAACAGCAUCAAAGAGGCCCACGCAGCAAAGGAGUUGGGUCUACUUCCAAGAGGGGGAGCAGCUAUCUGUCACAACGACUGCAAACAGCCUUUUUCGUCAAAGGCUUCCAAUAAAUCAUGGAGUUAUCAGAAGUGUUACCAUAUGGGGCCCAAGCGCGCAUUCUGCUUCCUGCCACUCCCCAUAGAAACAAAGCUCCCGGUCCAUGUGAAUGGUCAUUUCGCCCUGGACCACGAGGCUCGGAGAAACCUGUGGAAAGACGAGAAUGGAGGGAUGAAGUCGGACUGGAACAAGACGUUGAUCAAAGAAGUCAUCGCUCCAGCGUACGCCGCGGUUCUCGACGCGAAACGAGCAGCUGAAUUUGACGAAGAGCACAAAACAUCCUCAGCGUCAAAGACACGGGACGUCCACAAAUCACUGAAGUCGUAUCACAGUCUCUUUCCGUCUGCAACGGGGACUGACGAGUGGAGGGAGCUUACUGAUGCACUCUAUCAGCAUAUCGACCGCCAACAUCUUCGCCUUCUACCUGUACUGCGGACGAUCAACAGUGAUGCUGAAUCUCAAAGUGAGAAGUGUAGAAAACACAGCAACACCCAGUACAUACUGGAAUGGCUGCCUCCAACAGGAGAUGGGAAAGAGGAAGCAUUCUUUGACACAGUGAAGAUCGAUGACCCAACAUCAUUUUUGACCUCCACAAAGUUGAAAAUAACGGUGUUGGUAGAGACACUCCUGGACCUGGGAUUCAACCUUCUUUCAUGCCCAAGAACAAUAUUUGACUCCUUUAGAAGAGCUGGCGUCAAAGUACAAGAGACUUUGCCUGAGUCAGUGAUCCAGUUUGUUCAGACCCACACAGAUGACAAACCGUUGUGUCAUAUUGGAGCGUCACUUCCUGCUCCACUGAGCACAACCACGUUCAAGCAAACAGAGAAACUUCAAGUGGUCCUUGAAUACUGUUUGUCAGCAAAACACGAAGAAAAACAAGAGAACACACCACAAGGCCAUCCUUUGCCGGCACCAACAAAGACAGAGCAGGAACACGAGCACGCACUACACCGUCUCCCUUUGCUUCUGACAACAGACAACAUCCUACGAGUCUUUGACAUCUCAUGUCCCGUGUUUGCUACAUACUAUUCGGAUCUCGUUCCAAGUGCGCCAGUAUUGUUUGUACACCACUCCUGUCUUGCAGACAUGCUACGUAACAAGACCGACAACUCAGUUCAGCGCUUCGACAUCAAAGCCUUAAGUGAACUGAUGCCACGUGUACUCGACAAGAGUGUGUUCGGAAAUGGGAAGACUGUUAAAUUGUGUCAGUCUCCUGCCAAUCCAUCGCAGCACUGGACAUACCGUCUCUGGUAUUUCUUUGCAGACGAAGUAGAUCGAUGUGGAAUAGCAGGACAAAAGGCAGUCAUCCAAGAGAUCAUGAAAUUAUUUGCCCAAUGGGCUCUGUUGCCGGCUUGUACUCACUCACAGAAGGCAGGGCAGCUCGUUGUGCCAUCUUACCCAGGAGUUCCUUCAGUGCAACCGGGGGAGAGGUACCUAGUCCCGCUGUCCAAAGCACACACUAUAGUGACGUUUGACCAAGGACUACCAUCUGCACGGAAAAACAGAAUGGCAAAAAUUCUGCGCAAACUCUGCUGCCUUGAGCUGAACACGAACAGUCUUCAUGCACCUUUCUCCCUUGAACCUCAUUCUCCAAGUUUACAGUCAAGCUACAAAACUUUGGGGCUAGCAAGGCAGUUCAUCUCAAGUAUCACAGACCAUGUGGGGAUCCUGAGAGUUCUGAACUUCAUCCUAGUUGAGGAAGGACCUCAUACGACGUCCUUGGACACCAGCGAGGCCACUGAACUUUUGAAGUAUUUCGAAGAAGAAGCAGACACACUCAAAACGGAACCAGCGCAUUUACACAUGUUGCGAUCGUUGCCCUUGUACAAAACAAUUCACAACAAACUCAUCAGUCUCAUCAACACACGCCAGUGCCACGUGCUGCCGGUGGGUAUACCAACAGUCGAAAUGGAUGAGUGGAUGGAACGGUCGAACGCGGUCUUCCUGGAGGAAAACUCGAAAGUUGAAAAGCUACACGAGGCCUUGGGGUGUUCAGGAAUCACAGAGGCUGACGUGUACCAACAGUACAUCUUCCCAAACAUGGGUCACCUGAGUGAUGACGCAGUGGCGGUGCAUCUGAAAUACCUAAGAGAUUUGGUGCAGACGUCGCCAAAGGAUGCACGUCAGUCUCUCAUACAAAGGCUAAAACAUCUGCCCAUCAUACCAUCACAUGGAGGCAGACGUCCCGUUAGUGACUUCUACGACGACACCCAUCCUGUCUUCCGUGAAAUGGUCCCAGUAGAGAACUUCCUGCCUGAGCGCUAUCGUUGUGGAGAGGAAGAGGAAGAAGUAGGGGAGUGGAGGCAAUUCUUCAUACAAAUUGGUCUUAACAGUACGGUAACAAAGACCAUGUUCCUACAGUAUGCAAGAGAUGUUGAACGCCUGUCGAAGGUAACCACAAGCGAAGAAACUCAAUUGACACGAAAGUCAGAGGUUUUGGUCGAUCACUUUUUCACCAUGGAGAAGUUGUUGGAUGGGAGUUUCAUUGAAGAACUGUCAAGUAUCCGGUUCAUUGUGCCUGUAAAGGCACGAAGUGCUCUGGUCCAGCUGCACAGUCAAUAUGGAGCCACAGGUGACGUCUUGCCCUUUGUCUGCUUCAAGGACCCUGUGCCAGAGGACGAACAAGAGCUUUGCUGGACCAGGGCGAAUCUUCUCCCCAACGAUGUGACUCAAGAGUUACAGUACUACCAUCGAGGAGAUUCUGAGGGUUUGCGUCGUCGACUUGGCAUCCAAGAACAGCCAUCAAUAGAUACAGUUACUAGCCACGUCACACAUCUUUGCCAACAUUUGGCCCAACAAAAAGCUACGGAGACGGAAGAGGGAGCAAACUCACCCGUAGCCUGCCAAACUCUUUGGGACGUGAUGCUGAAAGUCUACGCUUUCCUUUCAGAGAAAGCCCCUGAUGACAGUUCGUUGAAAGACAGAUUAGGAAACGUGCCAUGCAUGGUGGUUGAACGGGGCAGACGGCUUAUUCGCCCUGACCAAAUGGCGAUCACACUCGAGCAAAAUCAUGAGAUUCGGCCAUACUUGUAUAGUAUGCCCAUGGAGCUUGGGCCAUACAACAAGCUUUUUGUCUCUUUGGGAGCUCCAGAAAAGCCAAUGCCACUGCAAUACGCAAAGAUUCUAGAAGCGCUCUAUGUCUCAUCCAGAGGAGAACCCUUGAACCCCAACGAAAAGAAAGCAGCUUAUCUGGCCGUUUUCGGAAUGUUCCAUCGCCUGACACCUGUAUCGUCCAUUCAGUUCGGGGAAGGAAAACCUUCCAAAACACGAGAAGUCGAGGAUUCCUUUCAGAAGUUACAGUGUCUGUACCUCCCCAGCCGCAGGAGCAGAUUGCACAAAUCCACCGACCUUGUAUUCGACGAUGUUCCACAGUUCACAAAUAGGGUUAAAGAGGGUUUCAACUAUGAUAUCUUGGUUCACCUGGAGGACUGCUACUUGUAUGGUGAUGAACACGAAGUAAUCCGCCGGCUCCCAUCUCAGCUCCAACCCAUGCAUCUCAGUUCCCUCAUUUACGAGCAAGUCUGUGAAGGAUAUGAGCAAAUGGCCUGUGCCAUGGGCACCAAUUGUGUCUUGGAGUCUAGAUUGACAUCAUUGUUCUUGAGCACACACUUUCGACAGGCAAUAGUCCGUCUGUCCAAGCACAGUCUCGGAGAAAGAUGUGACGAGGAGAAAGUCACAAAGGCAGCCGAAGAAUUUGUGUCAUCCAUAACGGUCUGUUGCAAACAGCAACUGAUCACGCGCCUUGUGUACAAGGAAUCACAGGAGCAAAUCAAAGACAGUGAUGGAAAGUCCUCCUGUUUCAUUCAAGAUGGGACCUUGUACGUGUCACAUACAGCCUCAACAGCUACAGGAGAUAUCUUUCAAUAUAAUCUAGCUCACGUGAUCAAUGAUGCGAUGGGGCAUCCACUAGUAGACCAUGGGAUGCUGAUGAUGGUAUUAAGUGUCAACGACCCGUCAGAUAUUCCAGGAAGGCUUGACAUGGCCGGCAUAAAACGUUACACUUCCGGUCAGCAAGAUGACUCACCCCUUCCUACCCUCGGCACUCCCAUUCCGGAAAUCUUUCACCACCUCCUGACGAGCAACCCGGCUCACUACUUCACUCCUGGUGACUAUGUGGGGUUUGAGCUAUACGAUCCAGACUUAGAGUCGGAUUCGCAGGAGGAAGAAGACUAUACCAUGACAUUUCUAUACGCACAAGUCAUCAAAGAAGCGCCUACGGAUAUGGAUCUCAAAUUCGGUCUCGGCAGGAAAUAUGUCAUAGAUCUGGGAGAAACGAAAAGAACAGUGAGCGCGGCAGACCUUUACAAGUUUUGCCGCCCCAGCGUGUCAGGGCCGCUCGUUCCGUAUGAAGGAGAGACAGACGAAGAAGAUUCUUCAGCAGCUAAACCACCUCAGAGUCUUGAAGAUGCAAUGGAAGAGGUGAGCAACAUCUUGGAGGAAGCAUGGAAGCUUCCAGAAAACGAGAGAAAGAAGGUGGUGAGGCGCCUCUAUCUUCAAUGGCACCCGGAUAAGAACACUGACAACGUCGAGUUGGCUACUGAGGUGUGCAAACACAUCCAGGCCAAGAUCAGCAGGCUUGAGAAGGGUCUUCCUAGGAGGACGGGAGGAGCGGCUGGGUCUGGAGGCUUUGAUUUCGGAGGAAGUAGCUUCAGCAGCUCUUUUAACAGGUGGGACUCCCAUGCCAGAUCCCACCGCCGCCAGAGGGAGCAGUUCCGCAAACGCUACAAAGGCAGAAACUUUAGAGGCUGGCGAACCCGCUCAGGCCAGUGGGUUCCCCCCAGGACCGAUGGAGACGGCUUCUCUAACCCGCGGGAGGCGGGCCGCUGGCACCGCCAGGCUACAGCAGACCUACAGGCUGCCAGGGACAACCUAAGCGGCCCCGGUACCUCCUUUGAGUGGACGUGUCUGAUGUGCCACCAGGCGGCAGAGAAAGCUCUGAAAGCUGUGCAACUGGGCAAGUUCGGGAAGUACGAGAUGGACUACCACAUAGGAGGCAUGGCGAUGGCACUGGAGACCAGCUGCGGGGAUGAACUGACCGGUGUCGGCGAUGCCGCCAUGGAGCUGUCGUCCAUCGGGUCGUACCUCGGGUGCGAUGACGUGUACCUGCGGGCCCGCUACCCCAACCUCCACCCGGCACCGAGAGUUCCUCACGACGCAUUCACCCGUCAGCACGCGGAAACCGCCGUCCGCCUGGCGCAGACUAUACUGGACAGGACGGAGGACGCAUUAAACUAACCUACAACCUCCACCCGGCACCGAGAGCUCCUCACGACGCGUUCACCCUUCAGCACGCGGAAACCGCCGUUCGGCUGGCGCAGACUAUACUGAACAGGACAAAGGAAGUAUGGAACUAACAAACCUACUAGAUGAAGAUUUGUUAGUUCAAUACAGAGAACAGAAUUCACAUCCAAAUCAUCGGGACGUUUGAGAGUUAAAACAUUUCAAAUGUGAGCGUCAGAAAAAAAUCAACUGCUGAUUCAAAAGGACAUAUACAUAAGUGCUCCUGUAGAAGCCGCCAAGUGCCUUCAUGUAAAGUUUAUGGAAAGAUUGAAUGAAGCAUCAGUAAAGUUCUUUAAGGGUGAUGAUGGGAGUCAUAGAGUUUAGCUUGAAAUAGUUUUUCGACUUUUGUUAGGUUCCUAGAGUACAUUCCUAGAGUUAAACAGAAAACCAGGUCUUGUAUUGUUUGCUAUAUUUCCUAUGACUAGAUGACGAUUCAGACGGAUUGACUGGAUGAUUUAGCUUUAUAUUUUACCCAGGGAGUCUAAUGAUGGUUUGAUUGAUGUG